AUGGUCAGAGUGCUUGUUUCCCGAAAUCCAAUUAAGUCCCCGCCCUCCUACCUGAUCGAGCUACUACCUGACACCUUGCCACCAGCAGAUGAAUUCAACCCCGUGUACUCAUCGGUGCCUCGUCCACGCAAAUCUAACCGGCUAAAAGGCCAACAACACGAGCCUUUGGGCCUCUAUUCCACUAUAAAGGAGAGAACUUAUUCCUCGAAGGAGGAGAACUUACAGGCGCCUAUUCAGGAUCCGGUGUCUUCGACUAAGCGCAUAAAGAACUCUGCUGCAGACAUGACUAGAGUACAGUGUUGUCCUGCUGAGAUGAAUGGUAUUAACGUGGAACUUUGA
Messenger RNA from Mesocestoides corti, 339 nucleotides. NCBI's taxonomy places the organism in Eukaryota, Metazoa, Platyhelminthes, Cestoda, Cyclophyllidea, Mesocestoididae. The record is from the annotation of a GenBank genome assembly.